Gymnodraco acuticeps is the source of this 3373-nucleotide messenger RNA. RefSeq names its product fibrinogen alpha chain. Gene Ontology annotation, biological process: platelet activation; blood coagulation; protein polymerization. NCBI's taxonomy places the organism in Eukaryota, Metazoa, Chordata, Actinopteri, Perciformes, Bathydraconidae. Bases 685 to 1512 code for a protein of 275 amino acids. The record is from RefSeq and is a predicted model, not a curated record. Gene Ontology annotation, molecular function: signaling receptor binding. The transcript has 4 exons. Gene Ontology annotation, cellular component: fibrinogen complex.
GAAGCGGGAAGUAAUACAUAAAUACAUAUUUUAAAUAAACGCACUUGUAUCUGGACGGUCUGCAUUAUUCUUAAUUAAUAACAAAUAUAUAUACAUUAUUAAAAACGUAUGCCAUAUAAAUAUACUUCAAUUAUAUAUUUACAUAUUAUUCUAUCAACUACAAUAAAUGUACUCUUUAAAUACUUUGCUGGAAGACUAAAUUAGAUCAAUAAUAUUUGAAGUUUUCUUACAUAAUUAAUACUUACAAGGGGAUCAAAAUGUAUUUUAACGACAGAAUUGUAAUUGUUAAAAAUCAACAUUUAUGUUAGUAGUGAAUUGCAAAUCUGUUUCCACAUUUUAAAAUGACUCAUAUUUAACAUAAAACAUUAUUUCUCGGAAUUAAAUCCAGAAAUGUUCUAAAAUAAUUUGAUAUACACAAAAAUUUGGUGAAGAAUAACAUUUUGUAGCUAUUAAACUACAAUGUGCACUUCUUUAUGUAAUGUUUAUAUAUUAGUGUAUACUGCCUGGUUCUUAAGCAGAUUGAGAAUUACUCAAAAAGUAAUUUUAUCCCAUUUUGAGGAGAAAAAGUUAGAUUUAAAAAUGAUUUGUUAUCUAACAAAGUAAAACCUGAGUUCAUGUUGGUUCAACUUGUUUGUUAAUUUCAAAUAAAGUGUUUUCCACGUGUCCUCUCUUCCUUCUUAUCUCAUGUGUGAUUUGGAGGCCGGUCCAAGGUGCGCUGACCUCAAUUAUUUAUUUUAUUUAUUUAUUUUCUCUGCAGUUUGUACAAGGCUGCAGAGACAAGAUGGCCGCCAGCCCUCAGGUCACACACACAUGAAGAAACACUGCCGGACACACACACAUUUCCCUCUGUGUGCAGACGACGACUGGGUUUCUAAAUGCCCCUCCGGCUGCAGGCUGCAGGGUUUGAUCUCACAGAUGGAGAGCAAGGUGGAGAGGAAACUAACAAAACUGUGUAAAAUAGCAAAGAUUCACGAAGACGCGACGGAGAAGUCCAUGGCGGCCAUGACACGCGCCUACAACCACAACCGGAGAUUCCUCGUCAGCAGAUACGUUUCAGAGCUGAAGUUCGUGGAACAAAGCGAAGUGUUGGCGUUGAACCUAACGUCGCUCCGAAAACGUUCGUCCAAGUUGUCGCUGAAACUCAAGGAGGUGAACCGAGACGUCCAGAAACAAUUAGUGGACUUAUAUCGAACAGAGGUGGAGGUCGACGUGCAGCUGCGAGCCUGCUCUGGUUCCUGUAAGCUGGUGUUUCCGUUCAGCGUGGAUCAUCACAGCUUCCAAACACUUCAAACCGACUUGAGGCCCCGGGACAAGACUCCUCACCAGAGGAGGAAAGUCGUUUCGCCUCCAGAAGACGUCCCUCACAUGAAGCUGCAGACGGUCGAUGAACACCCAACAUCGUCCGAGUAUAAAUCCAUCCCAACGGUCCGGAGAGAACUUUUGACCCAGUUCGAGGACAUUCCCCAGAACCGGGUCUUCAUGGAGGAUUUCGAGACUGAAGAGCUGCACUGAGGCAGGUUCAUGGUGGAAGUUUAUUUUACUUUUCAACAGCACUUGAGGGUUUAAAGGGUCUCUUCAAAUAAACACAGAAUAGUUUCUCAGGUACAUAUAACACCUGUUUCAAUGUAUAUUUCUGUUUACUGUUUAAUACAUUUUAUAUAUUUUUAUGACAUUCCUUACUACUUUUUACUGUCGGCAAUUGUUUACAAAUAUUUGCGACAUAGUAAACUGUGACUUUUUGGGGAUUUAUCGUUGCACACUAUUGCUGUUCUCAACAUUGUUUGACAUACUAUAUCGAGAUACUGAACUGUGACAUUUUGUCAUGUUUUUUGACUGGUAAAAAAAAGACUUUACUUCCAAUUUCAAAAGGUAUUAGUUAUGUUUUGCCAGUAUUCCUUAACACUAUUGCUUCUUGCUGUAAUAAGUCUUGUAUAUUCUUUGUCCCUAGCAUUUGGAGGAGUUCGAGACCGAAGAGCUCCACUGAGAAAGGUUCAUGGAGGAAGUUAACAGCACUUAGGGGUUCAAAGGGUCUCUUCUAAUAAACACCUCACUGUAUUGUUCCUGUUUAUUAACAACAACAACACGCUCUUUGUUAACGUGCACACAGGACUGGGCAAUACAUCGAUAUAUAUUUCAGAGUAGAUAUCGUUGGAUUUUGGAUAUCGAAUAUUGCAUAAGUGUCUUUUCCUGUUUUUAAGUAAGUAACCAGGCUGUUUUUUCCGUCAUCAUUAUAAUCUCUAUAUCCACAUAACUAAUGAUUAUUUAUUAAAAAUGUAAUAUAAGUGUUAAUAUUUAUUGAUAUCUCCGAUAAUCAACGCCUCAAUAUCUUCUUAAUGUCAUUAUCAAGGUAUUUGAUUUUCUCCAUAUCGCCAACCCCUUCGUCCACCUUACUAAAAAGUCUGUUCGUUCACUUUGAAUAUUCAGUAUCAUGUAUUGUAAAGCAGAAUCACUGCAGGGAGGUUACAAAUAGUUAGGUGGCGACCUCUAGUGGCCGUAGUUAUUCUAAGUCUUAUUUUAAGUUAUACAUCUCAUACUUACGUAACAUACUUAACAGAAACAAUGCACUUAGCUUAAUCAGCCUUAUAUGUGUUUGAUGUGUGCAUAACCAACUAUUUAAUUCUACCCUUAAACCAGGUCCUAAACCAAACCAAGGAGUGUUGUUGCAUAAACAUAAAACAAUGACUUUUGCUUCAAUUCACAAUUUAAUAAAUAUAUUUUGUUUUGUUUUGAAUGUCUGGGUAUGUGCAGUUUGCCCAUGUUGCCUCAUCUAAAGCAUUAUGAUGGUAGUACUAACGGACAUUCAAUGGGUUGAUAACAUUUAAAAUAUGUGGUUUGUACAGUUUUCCUUAUUGAAUGCAUUUUCUGCUUGAUACAAAACCUGAAAUUGCCAUUUAAAAAAAGUCACUUUAUUGGAAAACAAAGUAAAAUAGUGUAUGAGUUUAAACAAUCUUGGGGGCAAAGUGAAUCUCUAACUUUCAAUGACAGCCAACAUGUUAAACAUUCAAAACCCUUCUGUACUAUAUGUACUGUACAAUCUUCUGUCUUAAUUGUCGACAAAUAAUGUAUUUCUAAAACACCUCAAACUGUUUUUCUGUCCAUUUUAAAAUGCUUGUAAAUACAAUAAUCUUCACAAAUUAGCCGUGUCUUUCUCUGGUUCUGGAUGUGGGUGACAGCUUCAAUCUUCUCUGAUCUAUCACUAGACACAUUUAAAUAUCAAUGCAUAAAGAUACUCCUCUGUUUCCUGUUAUAUUAUGUAUGUCACUGUUUCAACAAUGACUUCCCUCGCUGUCCAGCCAUAAACUCACUGCAUGUUGAAAUGUGAUUUGUAUAUGCACGGAUCAGUUAAUAAACACACUUUUGCACAUUGCUGUCA